UGAAGGCUUUAGUGGAAUUGAAAAUGAGUCACAACUUGUUGGGACGCUUACCACAAGGCAUUGAAAAUGUUCGAAAUCUUAGUAUUUUGGAUUUGUCGUAUAACAAGUUAAUAUAUCUGCCAGCAGGGAUCACUAACUUGCGACUGCAAACUAUAGAUAUUACAAUGAAUCCAUUAGUAGUCAUCAGUCACCCAAAAUGGGAAUGUGAACUAAUAAUGCCAAGCCUUACUCAAUUUGCAGCAAAAGCACUGCAGCGAUAUUGCAAAGAAAGAGAUGUAAUUUUCCGAUUGAAUGAAUUGAAUGAAUAUAUAAAUAGAAAUACAAUCGAUAAUUGCUUCUAUUGCGGAAACAUUUGUACAACUCCCUACGUAUACGCAACGAGGCCAUUGCAACCUAUAUUUGAAACAGCUGAAAAGGUAAUAAGACAGACAUCAGACAUGCCAAUAGUAUUAUAUGAAUUUUGCUAUUGCUUUCCUGAAUGUAAGGAGAAUUAUUAA
Messenger RNA from Mycetomoellerius zeteki, 497 nucleotides. RefSeq lists its product as uncharacterized. The record is from RefSeq and is a predicted model, not a curated record. Bases 24 to 497 code for a protein of 157 amino acids. Lineage: Eukaryota; Metazoa; Arthropoda; Insecta; Hymenoptera; Formicidae. The transcript has 2 exons.